AUGGAGCCCGCGGUGCUGGCUCCGCACAACCUUGCGCACCACGAGCCAAUCAGCUUCGGCAUCGAUCAGAUACUGAGCGGCCCCGAACCCCCGGGGGGCGGCCUAGGCCCGGGUCGUGCGGGCCAGAGCCAUGGCGAGACUGCGGCAUUCUCGGGUGGAUUCCACGGAGCCUCGGGUUACAGUCCCGCAGGUUCGCUGGCCCCGCUGCCCAGCAGCUCCGGAGUGGGCCCUGGUGGCGUGAUCCGUGUUCCGGCUCAUCGCCCGCUGCCAGUGCCACCGCCUGCGGGAGGUGCCCCUGCAGUGCCUGGGCCCUCGGGUUUGGGCGGCGCCGGGGGCCUAGCUGGACUCACCUUCCCGUGGAUGGACAGCGGCCGACGCUUUGCCAAGGAUCGGCUCACCGCCGCGCUCUCGCCCUUCUCUGGGACGCGCCGCAUAGGCCACCCUUACCAAAACCGGACCCCCCCGAAGCGGAAGAAGCCGCGCACGUCCUUUUCCCGCUCACAGGUGCUGGAGCUGGAACGGCGUUUCCUGCGCCAGAAGUACCUGGCCUCCGCGGAGAGGGCGGCGCUGGCGAAGGCCUUGCGCAUGACCGACGCACAGGUGAAGACCUGGUUCCAGAACCGACGCACCAAGUGGCGGCGCCAGACCGCAGAGGAGCGCGAGGCCGAGAGGCACCGCGCGGGUCGGCUGCUCUUGCACCUGCAGCAGGACGCGCUACCACGGCCGCUGCGGCCGCCCCUGCCCCCGGACCCGCUUUGCCUGCACAACUCAUCACUCUUCGCGCUGCAGAAUCUGCAGCCUUGGGCCGAGGACAACAAAGUGGCUUCUGUGUCUGGGCUCGCCUCGGUGGUGUGA
Molecule: messenger RNA, 855 nt
Organism: Sciurus carolinensis (gray squirrel)
Lineage: Eukaryota; Metazoa; Chordata; Mammalia; Rodentia; Sciuridae
Gene: Tlx2
Product: T cell leukemia homeobox 2
Exons: 3
Coding region: 1-855 (284 amino acids)
Biological process (GO): animal organ development; regulation of transcription by RNA polymerase II
Cellular component (GO): nucleus
Molecular function (GO): RNA polymerase II cis-regulatory region sequence-specific DNA binding; DNA-binding transcription factor activity, RNA polymerase II-specific
Source: RefSeq, a predicted model, not a curated record